AUGGCGACGGCAGGUGAGAUGACCCUCCAUGCACCGCUGGUGGUCAGAAACAGCCCAGCGUCUUCGAGGGGCAGAGCAGAGCCACGGGAGCGUGAAUGGGAUGCCCUAGCCUUCGAAGAUUUGUCGGGGAAGCCGGCGCUCAUCAACCCCAUCAAGCUCAAGGCCAUGGCAAUGAAGAUGCGACAUCGACUGCACAACCUGGAGUUCAAGCGGCCGACGUCCGUUCCAGAGAGUCUAGCCGUCGCCGGUGUGGAGUCCGAGCCGCAGCCGGCUCGUGCGCCAAAGACACCUGGGACGUAUAGCGUGAUGUACAUCGUAGGAACUGACAACCUCGCGGGAUUGAAAACUAUUUUCAAUCAUCCGCUCAGUAUUCUGUUGCUGGCCUGUCCACUCGGGAUAGUCGCCCACUUUGCCAACUGGGGGCAUACCUGGGUGUUCUGGUUGAAUUUCCUCGCGCUGGUGCCGCUUGCAAAGAUCCUGGGCGACGCCACGGAGGAGCUCGCGGGCUCUAUCAAUAACGAUACUAUUACGGGACUGCUCAAUGCCACCUUCGGCAAUGCAGUCGAGAUGAUUGUUGCGAUCCAGUCCAUUCGGUCCAACCUCUUGGACAUAGUGAAGGCCAGUCUUCUAGGCUCUGUUCUGUCGAACACUCUGCUGGUGUUGGGCACGGCCUUCCUACUCGGUGGCCUGACGCGUAGCCGGAAAAGGAGGGGCCGGUACCAUUCCUUUCACAUUGUCAGUGAGGAGUUCGAGAAGAACGGCCCAACCCGUAUGGAAAAGGAGCAGAAGUUUGCUGUCAAGUCUGCACUGAUCAGCAUGGCCAUGCUCAUGUUCAGCUGCAUGUCUUUUGCACUGCCAACGAUCUUCAACUCCUACCCAUCCGAUGACCGCAAGUCGGUUCUGCAGGUCUCGAGAAUUGGUGCAGUCAUCGUUCUGUCAUCAUACGUCGCAUACCUCAUAUUCCAGCUGCUGACGCACGAGAAGACCCUGGGUGGAGAGGAAGAGGCUCUGAGUCCGGGACUCGAAGAGGGCGAAGACGAAGAGGAAGACGACGAGGAUGAUGCAGGCCCCGGGCUUUCCGCGUCAUGCGCAACAGGCUUGAUGGCCGUGUCGACGCUGGCGGUGGCCGUCAACUCCGAAUUUCUCGUGGAUGUCAUCGAGUCAGUGGUGCGGUCAAACGGCCUCCCCGAGAGCUUCAUUGGAGUCGUCCUUCUGCCGAUCGCUGGCAACGCUUGCGAACAUGCAAGCGCCAUCCGAUUUGCCAUGCAGGAUCGGCCCGGGCUUGCCAUUGGCAUCGCAGUUGGUUCCGCGACCCAGAUCUCUCUCUUGGUGGUUCCUUUCUCCGUUAUUGCAGCCUGGUUUAUGGACAAGCCUCUGGAUCUGGACUUCGGAGUCCUGAACACAGCCGUUGUCACAUUCUGCAUUCUGGUCGUUCUGACGCUUCUUCUGGAUGGGCGAUCCAAUUGGUUCAAAGGCUACAUCCUGUGUUGCAUGUAUGCCUUCCUUGCGGUUCUGUACUGGUACGUUCCACAGUUCAUGCAGCACAAGGCAUGGAGAGGCAAUCCAGGGUGA
Molecule: messenger RNA, 1572 nt
Organism: Symbiodinium sp. CCMP2456
Lineage: Eukaryota; Dinophyceae; Suessiales; Symbiodiniaceae
Source: the annotation of a GenBank genome assembly